AUGUUUUUACCUGCAUCUGUGCCAGUCUCGAGAGUCACCGUUUCUCCUGUCUGGUUUUCUGACCAUUGCCAAGUACAGGUGGUGUUCUCAGUUGAGGCGCCUAUAUUUGGGAGAGGGUUUUGGAAAUUAAACGUAAACAUUUUGGGGGAUUUGUCUUUCAGGGAGGCUUUUAAAUCCCAUUAUGAGAUAUGGGGUGACCUCAAGCCCUAUUUUGGUUCUUUAGUCGAAUGGUGGGAGUGCGUAAAGCGCAAUGUGCGCACACUGGCCAUUUCUCACUGUGUUGCUAAGGCUCGGGCUGACAGGGGGGUUUUUCGGCAGCUUCAGGGGGAACUGGCAGCCUUGGUGGCAGCUGAGAACAACGGUGAGGGGAGGGAUGUGGAGAGAAUGGAGGUUUUAAAAAGUAAGUUGGGGCUGUAUUUUCAGGGGAAGGCCAGGGAUUUUCUCUUCAGGUGUCAAAGGGAUAAGUUUGAGUUUGGGGAGGCGAGUAGUUCAUAUUUUUUUAAACAGGUUAAAGCUGCUCGGGCCAAAGCAGUAAUUGCCCAGCUGCGAACAGAAGGGGGCGGAAUGGUCUCUGACCCUAGUGGGAUGGUGGAAGCAGCGUCCGCAUUCUACCGAGAAUCCUUUAGGGAGAAGGACAUAGACGGUUCGAAAGAGAGUGUCUUUUUGGGUUUUUUGAGGAGGAAGGUUCCCCCGGAGGCAGUCGUUGACCUAGACCGCCCUUUUGAGCUGACGGAGGUUGAGGCUGCUUUGCGGGCUUUACCUACCAACAAGGUGCCAGGUUUUGAUGGGAUUCCUCUGGAGUUUUAUGUUACCUUUUGGGAGGUUUUGGGGAGAGAUUUUCUUUCUGUAGUUAAUGCAGUGUUUGAUUCAGGGCUUUUAGGGUCUUCAAUGAGGGAGGGGGUCUUGACGCUGUUAUUUAAGAAAGGGGAAAGGGAUAACCUGGGGAAUUAUAGGCCCAUUACACUAUUGUGUGCAGACUAUAAGGUGGUAGCCCGGGUUUUAGCGGGCCGCCUCAGGAAGGUUCUGCCUCAUGUCAUACAUGAGGAUCAGACAUGUGGGGUGGAGGGGAGGUCCAUCCACUGGAACCUGAGUCUGGUGAGGGACUGUAUUGCUUGGGCCCAGGACAGAGGGGUGCACCUCAUGUUGGUGGGCUUAGACAUGGAAAAAGCUUUUGAUAAGGUGCACCAUGGGUUCCUUUUUUCAGUUUUGGAAAGGAUGGGGUUUGGGGCAGGGUUUUUAAGGUGGGUGGGGAUUUUAUAUACGGCAGUGGGAAGUAGGGUUUUAGUUAAUGGGCAUGUAGGGGAGGUGGUCCCUCAGCAGACUGGGGUACGUCAAGGCUGCCCAUUGUCACCACUGCUUUAUGUGUUGUACAUUGAGCCUCUGGCAGCAGCUUUCAGGGCGGACACACGUAUUUUGGGCCUCCGCCUCCCUGGCGGUGGCUCUUCGGAGGUCAAGAUCUCCCAGUAUGCGGAUGACAUGACUUUGUUUCUGACGUCCGAGGGGAGUGUUGCCAGGGUGGUGGAGGUCCUGGGGGAGUUCGGACAGGCGUCGGGGGCUAGGGUCAACCUGGGGAAAUCCUCAGUUAAGUUUUUUGGGCCGUGGGCGGGGAGACAGGAAGGCCUCAGUGGUCUCUCGCUCUGCUCGGGGCCGAUGAGGGUCCUGGGAGUGGAUUUUGAGGUGGCAGGUAGUGAGGGAAUCAAUUGGGGACAGAGGAUUGCAAAAGUGCGCACCCGGGUGGGCCUUUGGAAAGCUCGUCGGCUCUCUAUGAGUGGACGGGUUCUUGUCAUUAAAGCAGACAUUCUUCCGUCCUUGGUUUAUUUGGCCUAUGUUUUUCCUGUGCCUCCUCGUUACAGGAAGGGCCUAGUGCGAAUUAUUUUUUCCUUUGUUUGGGGGGGCUACGAAUAUGUAAAAAGGGAUUGGAUGGUGCAAUCAGUGGAGGAGGGGGGAAGGGGUGUUCCUGACCUCCCUCUUAAGUUGGACACUAUUUUCUUUUCUUCGAUAUGUAAAAGUUUGGUCAGCCCUUGUAGCCACGGUUUCAAGGUUUUUCUUUUGUUUUGGCUAUCCUUCCCACUGCGAAGGUUGGUAGCCUGGGACAACUCCCGCCCUAAGGCGGAGACCCUCCCGGCUCAUUUCCAACAUGCGGUGAAGUGGAGCAGAAGGCACACUGAGUGCCUGGAGGGUCUGCUCUGCAUGGACCACAGGGCUUUAUACAGGACCUUGGUGGCUAAGCGGGGUCCUGUCGGUAUCUAUGGGGUGGGACCAGUGGUAUGGAAGGCGAUUCAGCAGAAGGGUCUACCUAACAGGUUGAAAGAUCUAAACUGGUUGUGUCUGCAUAGGCGUUUGCCCGUUAGGGAAGUCCUUCAUAGGCACGGCCUGUCAAGGGUUAAGGUAUGCCCAAGGGAGGGGUGUGAAGGCGAGGAGACGCUCCGUCAUGCAUUUUGGGAGUGCUCCUUUGCCCGGAGGGUGUGGAGGGAACUGGGUUCUUGGUUUUCAGGUGAAGGGGAUUUCAUCUUUUGAAGCAGUUACGUUGGGGUUGGGUUUGGGCAUCAGCAGCGGGAGGGGGUCUUUUUUAAUUUGGCUACUGAUCUCUUUGGGGAAGGCAGCUCUGUGGGAUUCAAGGGGGGUUUUGAUUAAGUCCAAUAUGGACUGGGGAGUAGGUGGGGUGGUGAGUAGGGUUAGAGCUGAUCUGAGAAAGAGGUUUGAUUUUGAUGUGGACAAAUAUGGUUUCCAUGCCUCUCAGUAA
Coregonus sp. 'balchen' is the source of this 2743-nucleotide messenger RNA. The record is from the annotation of a GenBank genome assembly. Lineage: Eukaryota; Metazoa; Chordata; Actinopteri; Salmoniformes; Salmonidae.